GUCACACCAGGCUGUAACUUUCACUUUUGAUUUGGAGCUGUUUGCCGCACAACAGGGGCACUUUGUUUUUUCUGACUUCGACAGAAAAGAGGCAGUGCAGCCACAGCUGGCUGAUUUUUGGAUCGUAGCUACUAAGUGAAGUUUUCAUAUCUGUUUCUUUUCUGUCAAUCAGAUCAUGGCUGAGGUCUUCGGCAGUCGAUCGCUAAAUGAUAAGAAGGAAGGAGGCCUGGAUAAAGACGGUGAACUAAAGGAGGCCAGGCGAGAGUUGGAGGAAUGGAAGGCUAGAUUCGAAAAAGCGGAUGAUGUGAAAGCCAGGCUGAUACUGGAAAAGCUGACGGAAGAUGAUGCCAAGACAAAUGCACAGCAGGAGAUGAACGCUUGUGUCAAAAACCAACAGAAGAUCCAGGAUGAAUUUAAUGAAAGCAUGAGAACAGUUCAGGAUGAAAUCCAGAAGCUGACUAGAUACAAUCAAGAUUUGCUGGAGAAACUGAAGAGAUGUCAGGAUGAACUGGAGGCUAAGAAGACAGAGUCCCGCAAGUUAAAGCAGAAAUUCAAGAUCUACGCCCAGAUCCCAGACACAGAGGUGAAAUUUAUUUCUCCGAAUAAAGAGACAAGGGAAGAGGGUGACGAGGACAGUCAGCCAAUCAGAGGAGUGUUUACCAUCAGCCAGAGAGCUGCUGUGCUUCUGCAGGGAGGACAGGCUCUCAUCACCUUUGAGGAGGAGAAAGUGGCUCGCCAGAUCCUGAAAAUUGCCAAGUGCUCUGUGUCCUGUGAGAACAGCAGUUUGGACGUGAAGCCGAGAAGAAUCACCAUGGAUCCUGCUGUGAAGUUUGAGGUCCACCUUGACGUUUCCAGAAAGGAGCUGAAAGUUUCCAACGUCCCUGAUGUCAUGCCAGAAGAGAGAAUGAAAGACCGACUGGAAAUUAGUUUUUCCAGGCCCAGUAGAGGAGGAGGAGAGGUGGAGAAAGUGGAGUAUGACAAGAACACUGGGACUGGGUGUGUCACAUUUCUCCAACCUGGAGUUACUGAGAGCCUUGUCCUGAGGGGAAGGUACGACGUCGAGCUGGACACUGAGGUGAAGGUGAAGGUUGGACCUAUUUACGAAUACCAGCUGCGCAGAUUUCAGACCUUUUGCGGCUGUCCGAAGCGAACCAUCCUCCUGGAUGACAUUCAGGACAUGGUUGAUGAGGAAGACCUCCAGGACCAUCUGGAAAUCCAUUUUCAGAAGCCCAGCAACAGUGGUGGUGAAAUAGAGAGCAUCAAGUACAUCGCUAAACCGAAAGUCCUGCAGGCCUUUCUCUGUGAGAGCACAGAGGAGAAGGACGACAGUCUGUGAACCACCAUGAACUGUCCAUAUAGGACAUGUAAGACAAGCUCCACCUGUAUUAAAGUAUAUUUCUAAUCAUUUCCAAACGUCUUGCUCAACCUGAAGUGAUACAUUGUAGAGAUUUCAUUUAUUUGCUCUCCUGCUGGGUUAAUCGGGACGAUACUUUAUCUCUGUGCAUUUAAUACAUUUGAUUACAAUCUUCCAUGUGGUAAAGUUGGGGGUGUUUGAGUUAUGUUAAAAGAUAAAUCCAAGAAAUUCUGAAUAUCACUUGAAAAAGAACCUGUGUGAUAUUUUAUGCAGUCAGUCAGUAAAAUUAAUGACAACCUACACAAAGACAGUACUGCUUAUAAGAACAUGUAAACACUGGGAUGGGUAGUAGGCUGAUAGUAGGCUGAAAGCCUCACAUCUCAUUAUCUAAUCACUUAUUUUAGUCAGAGAAUUGUAUUUCCUUUAGUUAAUGUAACUAACUGUAAAUCUGGGAUGUCAGAAGACAAACGUGUAAUGUGCUGGAUGACAUGAUAUUUUCUGUUGGUAAAUUACCACUUGAGAGGUGAGAACUGCAGUUUUAUUACAGCUAUCUCUGAGCUAGUUGCUUGCCCUUUUUAGCUCUAUAAACCUGCAAAGGAAGCUUUCAGACACACUGUCAUCCUGUGUAAAAAGAAAAUCCUCGCAAUUUGAACUAGUGCCUCAACUGUCUUCUAUGCUGUACUUAAUAAAGUUAAUGAAUCCUGAAACAGUAA
Molecule: messenger RNA, 2067 nt
Organism: Haplochromis burtoni (Burton's mouthbrooder)
Lineage: Eukaryota; Metazoa; Chordata; Actinopteri; Cichliformes; Cichlidae
Gene: nmi
Product: N-myc (and STAT) interactor
Exons: 9
Coding region: 176-1336 (386 amino acids)
Cellular component (GO): cytoplasm
Source: RefSeq, a predicted model, not a curated record